UCCAGCUGUCCACUAUGGUUUUCGAUUUCUGAUGUAAACACAUACGACUGCGUUUUGCAUUGGAAUAGCACGAACUGUAUUGAUUUUAUUUACUGUAUUGUUUACGAAAUAUUUAGUGAUAAGAUACGUAACUAUAACUCUAAGCAACAAUAUCUUGGAUAAUAGCUAAAAACUUGUAGUAAAUAAUAAAUUCAUUGAACUACCUAUAGAUUGCACGUCGCCCCAUAAAUCUGCAGUUCCUUUUUUUGUGAUAUUCAGCGAUAUCUUUCACUUGCCAGUUCAGGUUUGCAUCUCAGUCAAGACCUCCAACAAAAUGGACGGAGGCGACGGAGCAGGAGAUGGAGGCAGCUUUGAUGCGUGUGAAUGCAUUUACAGCCAUCAAGCUGGGAUGCAGAGGCUGAUUAGUUAUUUACGUCAGGCGCAGUCAGAUUGCACAGAUUCGGAAUGUUUCAAUGAAACUCCGGGUUCACGGGAUUCCACGCAAGCUAGUGAUCCUUCGAAUUACACUGGGAUUUUGCUUAUGUUUACCUGGCUGAUGAUUGCACUCGUUUUGUACUUUAUGCGACCUGCCGCAAUGCGACGAGGAGAUCAAGGAAAGGGCAAUAACGACAGAAAUAGUCACCAGGAUGGCGACCAUAUGCCACCCGCCCCACCUGUGAUGUGAAUCCCGAUGGUGUUAUGCCUGGAGCCUAUUAGAAGGAUAAAAAAGCCGUCUACAUUCGCAUGUAACCUGACCACUUUGUUGUGCUAAGGAAGCAAGCGGAAGAUUAUCUUGCUCUUUCUUUGGAAUAUUGUCGCCAAUACCAUUCUAUCUGACCUAUGUACAGUCGAUAAUGCGCCCAUACUUCACGAAUUGCUGUUCGCUACAGUUUUAUACUCUUAUAUUCUGCUUGCCUUCGUUUAAGUUUUGCUGAUGCCAGCGUUGCCCGUUAGCAUCAUUUUAUGAUCCGAUAUAGAUUACUUGCGAAUUCUUUCGAUUUUGUAAUGGGUUUAUCUGUCAUUUCUAUACCGUUACAAAUUACAGUUCUGGUGAAAGUUUAUGACUCGCCCUUUGUUUUGCAACUCGGAGCGAUCAUUGAAAGGUGAUCGUUUAGCUUGUUAGGAAAUGUAGUUUAUGUUUUCGUUUUAUUGUCCUUACGUGAACGACGUCGGCAUUAAGCUUUUAUAGACAGCCAUUAAAGCACUAUGUGUUCUGCUGA
Molecule: messenger RNA, 1199 nt
Organism: Paramacrobiotus metropolitanus
Lineage: Eukaryota; Metazoa; Tardigrada; Eutardigrada; Parachela; Macrobiotidae
Product: small integral membrane protein 14-like
Exons: 4
Coding region: 314-664 (116 amino acids)
Cellular component (GO): endoplasmic reticulum
Source: RefSeq, a predicted model, not a curated record